UAUGCAGAAUGACGAAAGCGGCCGGUGAACGAGGACGGUUUCAACUAAAGUGGGAUUUCUCUUAUAUAAUAGACAUAUUUUAACAUCAUUAAUCGUUUAUGUUGAAAUAUUAUAUAUUUAUAACUACAUCGUUUAUUAUUAUUUUGUCGUUUAGUUAAGGGAAAUAAGUGAUCAAAUAACUGGAUAUUCAUUUAUUGAUACCCAAACCGGUGUGUCGUCUCUGUCGUUUAUCGACAACACCUCGACCAAUCAUAUACGCGCUAUCCUCGUUGAAAAAAUCGAUCUGUAUUGUGGCGGACGGCAAAGUAGGGAGGAAGAAUCAUGAGGAAUCGUUAUACCUUACAUCUUCCCUAAAACUCAACGAGUUAACAAGUCUAACGUAUUAUUUAAUUUUAUUUUUAUUUUGUUAGAUUUUUCGUAAAGAUUUUCUCUUAAAGGCAAAUCAAACGUUCUUAUUACGCGCGCGUGCGCGCAUAUUUAUUUUUUAAUCUUAUUGAAGAAAGUAUUUCAAAAUGGGCGGCAACGAUGUUGGAAGAAGCGUUUUCACUUACGAUACUUUGGUACACGCAUUGUCAGGCGCAGCAGGUAGCGUCAUCGCCAUGGCAACCUUUUUCCCGCUGGACACUGUCAGAAGCCGACUCCAACUUGAGGAAAAUCGAGAAGCGAAGAAUACGCUAACGAUGAUACGUGAAUUGACUUCGAAAGAAGGACCGCAUACGCUGUAUCGAGGAAUGGUGCCAGUUCUUCAAAGUCUUUGUGCCAGUAAUUUCGUUUAUUUCUACACAUUUCAUGGAUUAAAAAUGUUGAGAAGUAGGAGAAAUCAAACAGCUGGAAACGAUCUGUUGGUCGCAUCGAUCGCAGGUGUGAUAAACGUGCUGACAACGACACCACUUUGGGUUGUUAAUACGAGAUUGAAAAUGAAAGGGAUCAAUAGUGUUAACGAGAAAAACAAUAACGAUUAUAACACGUUGUACGAUGGUCUUUUCCAUAUAUGGAAAUAUGAAGGAAUAGAAAAAUUAUGGGCAGGUACGUUACCAAGUCUCCUUCUCGUAGCAAAUCCAGCUAUUCAAUUCAUGACAUACGAGAGUAUUAAAAGAAGAGUUAAUGCUUCUUCUGGUAUUCAACCAUCAGCUUGGGUCUUUUUUGCUAUUGGUGCGAUCGCUAAAACGGUCGCCACGACAUUAACUUAUCCUUUACAAUUAAUACAAACGAAAUUGAGGCACGGAUACAAGUAUCCCGAUUUACCGCCGAAUGCUGGAACUAUUCAAAUUCUAUUUUACAUUUUAAAAAAACAAGGCUUACUUGGUUUAUACAAAGGAAUGGAAGCUAAACUAUUGCAGACUGUUUUAACAGCGGCGUUGAUGUUUUUAACUUAUGAAAAAAUAUCAAGAUUCGUAUUUCGCAUUCUUCUUCAUAGACCUGUUGUCAGAUAACGAUAUGAUUAAACGCCUAAAGAUUAUAUUUAAAUAUAAAUGAAUUACCAAAAUUUAAAUAAAUAUACAAUUAAUGCAAAUUUUUUAUUUCCUUCCGUGUUGCAUCAUUUUCGUAUUAGUUUAAUUUAUUUGUUAUAAAUAUAAUUUUCACAUUAAACUCAUUAAAUAUGUAAUUAA
Molecule: messenger RNA, 1610 nt
Organism: Polistes canadensis
Lineage: Eukaryota; Metazoa; Arthropoda; Insecta; Hymenoptera; Vespidae
Gene: PMP34
Product: peroxisomal membrane protein PMP34
Exons: 8
Coding region: 513-1433 (306 amino acids)
Cellular component (GO): peroxisomal membrane
Molecular function (GO): coenzyme A transmembrane transporter activity; NAD transmembrane transporter activity; ATP transmembrane transporter activity
Source: RefSeq, a predicted model, not a curated record